AUGGAGUUGCAGAAGGAUACAGAUAACAAAUACAAAAUUAUAGAGGAAUCUGACAAAGUGACUAUUAAAAAUGAGGCUGAUGUACAAAUGUUCGCAAAUGAAAGCACAGAGAUUGUUUUAAACAGGAACUUUUCUCAGAGUGUCCAGAAAGAACAAAUGGUAUCGGAAAGUUGCUUGGACCGUAAAGAAUUUGAAGACACUACCCAGAUAUUCCAUGAACUUACUUUUAAAACUGAGAAUGGGGAAGUUUUUGAGAUAAAAAAAGAAAAAGUAGCUGUAAAUGACUACGAUAGAGAGGAGUUUGGAGUUUCUCAAAUCACUCGUGUAUUCAUUGAAGAUGAGUAUGACCGACUUAUUGAUAUGGAAGAUGCAGACAAUGUGUUUGAUAGAGCCUGCAAUGCACAUGAUACAAAAACAAAUUUUUAUGAUGCUUUCGUGGCCAGCGAGGGAGUUUUCAAAGUAGAAGACGAAGAAAUAUAG
Molecule: messenger RNA, 480 nt
Organism: Acanthoscelides obtectus
Lineage: Eukaryota; Metazoa; Arthropoda; Insecta; Coleoptera; Chrysomelidae
Source: the annotation of a GenBank genome assembly